Messenger RNA from Dromiciops gliroides (monito del monte), 1769 nucleotides. RefSeq names its product nuclear factor of activated T cells 2 interacting protein (gene NFATC2IP). Gene Ontology annotation, biological process: positive regulation of transcription by RNA polymerase II; cytokine production. The record is from RefSeq and is a predicted model, not a curated record. Gene Ontology annotation, molecular function: protein binding. NCBI's taxonomy places the organism in Eukaryota, Metazoa, Chordata, Mammalia, Microbiotheria, Microbiotheriidae. The transcript is spliced from 9 exons. The coding region runs from base 128 to 1273 and encodes 381 amino acids.
GUGGGGAACGUUCCUUAAAGGGAUCAGACCGUAACCAAUGAGAAGCAGAGGAGAUGUCGAGGGGAGGGUCCGUCGCUGACUAGCAGGUCCAUCGACCUGUAGAUUUGAUUGGUCUAGGGCGGGCACAAUGGCUUCCUUGGAGCCCGUGGUGGUGGAUCUGAUCAGCGAUAGCGGCAGCGACGGGGAGGCCGGCGCGAGUGGUGCCAGGGGCGAACAGGGCCCGGCCUAUUCUAAAGGGGGAGGCCGCCCCUACCCCCGCGACAGCGACAGCGACAGUGAGGAGGAGGGGGCCGGGGCGGCGGAGCGGCUGCGGCUCCGGCCCCCUGCCCCGCGGCGGCGGCGCCUUCUGCUGGGGGCAGGGGAGGCUCCCGUGGUCCCCGUAUAUUCGGGCAAGGUGAAGAGCAGCCUCCGCUUCCUUCCCAAGGAUCUUAGGCAGCCACUGUUCACCGGAAGCUCUAGCGGGGAAGAUCUGGAUUUGGAUUCUGAUAGACCCCUUUCUGAGACCAUCCUUUUGCCAGUUUCUUCCUCAGAAAAGAAUCAAAAGACUAGUGAUGACGAAGAGGAGAGCCAUUUUUUGGUCCGGGACAGUUCCUCUUCUCCUUCUCCCCCUCCAAGGCGCCGUGGGCCAUCAAGGAAACCACCAAGAGCCUUUGGGAAGAUAAGGGAGGUGAAUAAGCGCUUGCAGGGUCUCCGCUCUUACUUGAGUCCCUUGUCACCCAAAGACCGUGUUUUGGAGAACUCUGAGGAUGAAGUGAUCUUGGUGGAGGAGAACCAUGUUAGGGAGAGCCCCCGACUCUUAACUCUGAAAGUGAGGUGUCGGUCUGACCUUGUCAGAUUACCUCUCAGUACGGCUGAGCCCUUGCAGGUUGUUGUAGAUCACAUGGCGUCUCAUCUAGGAGUGUCCCCUGCUCGAAUUCUUCUGCUGUUGCGAGAAGUAGAACUUUCCCCUCAUGCCACCAUCAGCUCUCUAAAGAUUGGAGUGGCUGACAUCAUUGAUUGUGUGGUGCUGUCCAGUACUCCCAAGCCUUCGAAAGAGUCAGAAUCGGGUGAGGAACUUCGGCUCAGGGUUCAGGGGCAAGAGAAACACCAGGUCUUGGAGGUCACUGUGCCCCGGGGUGCUCCUCUUAGAACACUGAUGUCUCACUAUGCAGAGGCCAUGGGACUCAAAGAACAUAAGCUCUCUUUCUUUUUUGAUGGUGAGAAGCUUUCAGGCCAAGGGACCCCAGCAGAGUUAGGUAUGGAACAAGAGGACCUCAUUGAAGUUAGGGGUUGAAGUGCAGUGUUCUGCCUUCCACCUCCUGCCCUGCUUUCAGGCUGUUAGAUGUGAAGCUGGGGCUCCUCCAGAAUCGAAGCUGAAUGCUUGCCCUUCUAGUCUCCCAUUUCUGUCUUCUCUCCCCUCUUCCAGUUGCUCUAAAACUAGAUCUGAGAAAGACCUUCCCUUUCCCCCAUAUUUUCCCUUGUCAUCAUUUACCCCUUACCCUUAUUUCACAAGUAUCCUGGGUGAGGAGCUGCUGCUCUAAGUACUGGUUCUUCUUGGUUUCUAUGAAUGCAUCCUAGUCUCCCUCUGCUAGCUGAAGGAUUUGUUGAGUCCCAAUUAUCCUGUAUAUAUGUAUAGAUAAAUGUGUCCUUUGACCUUUGUCUCCUUGCAUUGAUUCUUUUGGAUCUUGGGGUGUGAAGAUAUUGCAGACCUCUUGUUUCCAAAUAUCUUUUCAUGAAACCAGUCAUUUUUGUAACUGGAGUUAAAAUAAAAUGAAUUGAUGUAGUUUGGA